Messenger RNA from Closterium sp. Naga37s-1, 1797 nucleotides. Lineage: Eukaryota; Viridiplantae; Streptophyta; Zygnematophyceae; Desmidiales; Closteriaceae. The record is from the annotation of a GenBank genome assembly.
AUGCCUCGCCACGCCCUUCUCCCGCCGCGUCUCCGUCUCGCGCUGCUGCUCGCAGCAGUCGCCGCGUGCGUCGGCGCAUUGGUGACUGUAACGGGGUCGCAUCUGGUGGGGCGGGAGUGCGUGAGCAGCUUCCCGCGGCUGUGCAAGUUCGUGGACGAUCUGCGCGACUCCAUUCCCGAGCAGAUCGACGCCUCCUCCGCCGCUCCCAUCCGCAUCGGCGCCUACCAGAUCCGCCAGAAGCUGCACCGCGACCUGCCGCCCACGAAGCUGUACGCGUAUGGUCGCAGCGCCGCCACCGCGCACUACCCCGGCCCCACGCUCGUCGCCCAGCGCGGCGUGCCCACCGAGGUGUACUGGGAGAACCACCUGACGGAUCGCCACCACAUGUUCCCCGUCGACUACACACUUGACGACGUCCCCCGCCCGCUGCUGGGCGGCAUUCCCAUCGUGACGCACCGGCACGGGGGCGAGCAGGCGUCCUUCUCAGACGGGCAUCCCGAGGCGUGGUUCACCCAAUACAGCGAGGUGGGGCGCGCCUUCCGCACGCGCCUGUACCGCUACCCCAACCACCAGCUGCCCACCACUCUCUGGUACCACGACCACACCGUCGCCAUCACCCGCCUCAACGUCGCCGCUGGCCUCGCCGGCUUCUUCGUCCUCACGGACCCGCGUGGCGUGGAGAGGACCCUCCAGUGGCUGCCCCAGGGGGAGUUCUGCGUGCCGCUGGUGCUGUCGGACCGAAGGUUCUUUGCUAAUGGGUCGAUUGAUUACCCGAGUCAGGGCGUGGUGCCGCGCGUGCACCCCCACUGGGUGCCCGAAUACCUCGGAGACAAAAUCCUCGUCACCGGCAAGGUGUGGCCGUAUCUGAGCGUGAGGAGGGCGCUGUACCGCUUCCGGGUGUUGGGGGCGGCCAACACGCGCUUCUUCAAUCUGCGCUUCGUCUGCGCCACCCCCCGCAACUACCCCCACUUCACUCCGCCCUUCUCUGGCGACAAGCUGCCCAUCAUUGUGAUCGGGUCGGACGGGGGAUACCUUCCUCGCCCGGCAGUGCGCACAUCCCUGCUGGUGGCGCCGGGGGAGCGGUACGACAUUCUGGUCGACUUCUCCUCGCUGCGCUCCUCCUGUGCUGACGUCAUCCUCACCAACGACGCCCGGGCGCCCUUCCCUGCGGGCGAGCCAGUGACCAACGACACGGCUGUCGUUAUGCGCUUCAUUGUCGACCACCACAGCGCCCGCCUGCCCGCCCCGCGCAUCCCCAACACCCUCGUUCCGGUGCCCCCCGUGGACACAUCCCAGGUGGUGCUGGAGCGGUGGAUCACUGCUGUGGAGGAGAGCGACCCUGCCACCGGGCUGCCCAUCCGCCUGCUGCUGGGCGGCCUGCCCUACAGCGCCCCGCCCACUGAGACGCCCCGGGAGAACACGGAGGAGCUGUGGCAUCUGAUCAACACCACGCCCGACGCGCACCCCAUCCACCUGCACCUCAUUCAGCACCGCCCGCUGUGGCGCCGCCCCUUCGACCUCGCCGCGUACAGCAGCGGCGCCUGCUCCUUCACCAACGCGUCGCUGCCCUCCUGCUUCACUGCCGCCCAGCAGCCAGUGGCGGCGUAUGAGCGCGGGUGGAAGGACACCACCAUCCUGCCGCCCGCCACCGUGCUCACCCUCUGGACGCCCUGGUACUCCCAGGACGGAACGCCCUUCCCCUUCGACGCCACACGUGGGCCGGGGUACGUGUGGCACUGCCACAUUCUGGAGCACGAGGACAACUCCAUGAUGCGCCCCCUCAUCAUCACCAAGUGA